AUGUUUCAAGAACCUGAUGUUCAAGGAGUCCGUGUUUUUCUUUUCAAAAAGCGAUGGCUACUGCCACUGAUCCUUGACCUUCGUUUGACUCCAUUGGGAAAUUUCCAUCGGGAACAAGUCCUGUUCAACAUGGGCGUACGUUCGCUGGUCGUCUUGCUCCUGUGGCUGUUUGCAUUCUUCAGUGUUGAGGUCUGUGGAUCGAGAGUAGACUCGAGGGAAUCCACAAUUGCAUAUAUUCCAGCAUGCGGUCUUCGAUGUCUCUUCCUCGAGCUUCCAGCAAGUGGUUGCGCGCCUACAGACCUUGCGUGUUUUUGUUCCAAUGAGCCGCUCGAAUACGCCUUGGCCGCAUGCUUGCUUGUGAACUGCACUAUGCAGGACUCAUUAGAAACAUCGCGAGUACAAGCGGACCUCUGCAAUCUAUCAAACGAUUCCAAGACCCAAGAGGUGAUCUUGUACACAAGCAUUGUGUAUUCGAUUGCUUUCUUGUCUGUAGCUUUGAGGAUAUGCGGUAAGGCAGUAUCGAAGAGACUGGCUUGGGACGAUGUGAUGGUUGUGGCAGCCCUACUUCUGACAGCGUUACCGCUGGGAUUCGUUCUUGACAUGACCAAGAAAGGUUUUGGCGAGCAUCUGUGGAAUCUCGAGGACAACAAACUAUCUCCAAUCUUGCGCAACUUGUACAUCUCAUGGUCUACGUACAUCAUCAUCCUUUGUAUGAUCAAGAUCUCCCUAGUCCUAUUCUAUCUUGAGAUCUUCAAAGCACGCAGAUUCCAGAUCACCGCCUACGUCUUCAUCGGUUUUAUGGUUGCCAACAGUUUCGCCAUCUUUUGUGUCACCAUCCUUGCCUGCAAUCCGAUACCUUCUUUCUGGAACCGGAACAUUAAGGGUAAAUGCAUUGACAUUCAGGCGGGUGCCUAUGCCAAUUCAGCUUCUGCCAUCAUACAGGACGUCAUUCUGUUGAUACUGCCAUUGGCCUUCGUCAAGCAUCUUCAAAUGAGACGCUCUCGUAAGGUUGCUGUGGGUUUUAUGUUCUGCAUUGGUACUUUCGGAGUUAUCGCUACCCUCAUGCGGUUGCCUUCCCUCAGUACGUUCCAAAUUUCGAUCGAUCCUUCUUGGGAUUACGUGCCAAUCACCAUUUGGACUGAGCUCGAGCUGGCUGCUGGCUUUCUAUGUGUAUCCUUGCCCUCCAUUCGGAUACUGUUAGUCAGGCUGCUCCCCAAGCGGGUUAAGGAAUUCUUCUUGAACAUCACACAGUCGUCGCGAAGUAAGAGCAACCCUACACCGCAACAUGCGAUGCCUGUUGAACAGCGGUCAUGGAGAAAAAACUCCUCGUGGUUCGACAUAUCUAUAGACAGCACAAAGUCCUCGGACUACAGCAGCAAAGGUAUGGAGCCGUUGACGUUAGGAUCAGGUGUGCGAGGAAGCGUCAUGAGCGCAUUUUGGAACCGCACUCCGAGCCAACCGUCACAAUUGUGGCAUCUGCGAAGUGGGUCCCGACGGCUGGAGUCUGCUAUGAGCAACUACAGCGAACUAAAUCUUGCUGUGACUAGCCCUCCGUACCAAGAAAAGAGAAACGGAGAGCAGUUAGAGCUGUCGGACGUGCCGAAAUCACAUCGUUACUGGAGUGGCAGUAGCAAUGAUGGCAACAUCACAGCUCUUCCUCAGAUCGGUUGCAUCCCAGAAGGAUCAUUCUCAGAAACCAACUUGAUGAGAGAGCACCGAGGACUGAGUGUACAAAGGUCACGCCAUGAGCAAGGAAUGGUAUAA
Molecule: messenger RNA, 1764 nt
Organism: Ascochyta rabiei
Lineage: Eukaryota; Fungi; Ascomycota; Dothideomycetes; Pleosporales; Didymellaceae
Exons: 5
Coding region: 1-1764 (587 amino acids)
Source: RefSeq, a predicted model, not a curated record